CGGUGUGCUGAGGCGUCGUCAUUGGCGAUGAGAGAUAAUGGCCUUUUCUAUGACAAUACUGACCAGAUAUUCCAGAACCAUUGCUGGCGAGUUACCAUUCGGUUCUCCGACGGGUUGUUCCCCUUGUCGGCAGGCAUUCAGCAUGGCGUGUGUGGCAUCGAUCCUCCGCUGCGGUCGUUCAGGGACAAAUUUCAAAUUUCAGAGCAGCAUCCAGGGAUGAACAGCUUGGCAGUGCAAAGCACACAUGAACAAACAGACAAGCAGACACAAACAUGACGAGAGAUGGGGAGGAGAUCCCCUCCAUGCUCCUGUUUCCAACAAGGAGAGGGUGGACAACCAUGAAGUCGUUUCAUUCGAAAGCAUGUCUUGCGAAGGGCAUGCUUGCUAUUACUUCCAUGGGACUGUUGGCGAUGCUCUUAGUAUCUGCAAUAUACAUGAAGGACAGCCCGUCCAUAAAUUCCGACCCUGGUCCAACGAACAUUGCGGCAGAAGAGAACAGCUACUCGUGCAGGUCGUGGCGCACCUCGGUUAGUCACUGCCCCUCGCCGGCCUUCGAGUCGUUUUACAAGACCUACACUGCGCGGGCAUCGGCAGUUCUGCGCUCUGGCAAUUUUUCGAAUGCCCAGUUCCUUGUUCAUGUCUCAGGGCCAUGGGGCGUAGGAAACCGGCUGACCUCACUGGUUUCCGCCUUCCUGAUCGGUUUCUUGACGGACCGCAUUGUUCUGACAAACUAUCCUGAUUUUUACCACUUUUAUGAUCCGGAAGGCCUGCCGGACAUUCACUUGAAUACGUAUGCCCAACGGUUGGAAGCUGAUCCGAGGUUCGCGGCGGAGGAUUCGAACCUUACCCUUCAGUGCACGGACGAGUUGCCUGAGCUCCUCGCAUCGGGUAACCUAUCGCGAGUCUGGGAAAGCAAGCAUAACAUCAUGUUCUGGUGCCAGGACUACUCGCUUCCCUAUCUUUUGGUGAACCCUGUGUACUCCAACAUCCUGAGCAAUUUCUUUCCGUCUUUCGAGCCGUUCCACGACAUCGCAACCAAAGUGUUGAGGCCGAGCAUGCGGAUGCAAGAGGUGGUGAACUCGUUCGUGAAGAUGAACUUCAUCAAGCACAAGCAGAUGAUCGGCGUGCAUGCUCGCUUCUUAAAGCAUAUUCCCAGGCAUAAGGUUCCAUUGAGUGCGGUCUACAGUUCCUUUGCCGAGUCGCUGCAACUUAGAUUACACUUGCCGGAUCGCGAUGUGGGCUUCUUCAUUGCGACAGACAGCAACCACGAGCGAGAAGAGAUCAUGCGGCAAAUCAAGGGUUCGACGGCCAUGAUCACAGCCAAGUACGUAUAUUACUUAAGGUCAAAUAAGCUGGAGGAGUAUCACACCUUUGACAAUCCGGGGACGGAGGAGUCGGCACACACCGACCUGUUUCUGCUUGCCUCGUGUCAGCACCUUGUGGUCACUUUCUCGAGCUCGUUUGGCCAAGUGGCAGCUGGACUUGGCGGCAUCCCUGCGUACUCUGUCAUUGGUGCGCCUGAAGACGGGUGGGGAAGCCAUGUUGCUUGGGUUGCGGCCGGUGCGAGUUCGGAGCCGUGUCCAUACCUCAUGAAGAGAAUGAUGGAGGUGAAGUGGGAUGAACCAUGGGCCCACAGAUUCAGAACCCUGCCCUCAUGGGUCCAUUACUCUCAAUGCCAUCACUAUUGCUGACGGCUCGAGCAAGCAUAAAAGGUACGUACGUGUUUCCGAUCUUAUCUCGCCGAGAGGGUUGACGUUCACAUCAGCUGUCCACCCAGGCAAGGAGAGGGGAGGGGCUCUGAGUGGUACUUCCUUCUUCACUGCACUCUCCUUGUCGCUUCCGUGUGACGUGUUGACACAACAGCGCUUCGGUUCCGGCUCUGGUGAUUACCUGGUUGCCUGAUUUCUAUACUUACCUCCCUCCCUCCCUCCCUCCCUCCUUCCCUCUUUCCCUCUUGCCCUCUUUCCUUCCUCAUCCCGUGCCUUCGCUUCCCUUUUUCUGAUCACUAUGUUAUGAAUCAAAUAGGCUUAUUAUUCGGUGUCGGGCUAUGCCAUGUCUUUUAUGAUGUUUUUGCGCUCCUUUAGUAAGUGUCCAUAGAGGAGGGAGGAGAAGGUUGCUUUUUCUCCAGCUCCAGGACGCGAUGACUCAGUAGUCGUAAGUAACUCUUGCUCGAGUUCUCUUCGGUCGAUCUGCUUCCCUUUCUGAUUUCAUUUGCAUGAAAAUGCAGUGAUUAUAUCCCCUAGGUAGCCUCAUGGCUCCUUGUUCUGAAAAACAUGGCCUCAUCGUCGCAACCCCAGCUCCAGGAUGCGAUGACUCAGUCGUAGUAAAACUAACUAACUGUCGCUCGAGUUCUCUUAGGAAGAGAGAGCGGUAGGUAGAACCAAUCCGCACUUUCGGAUUCCGUUUUACGUGAAACGCAGUGAUGCUAUGCUAUGCUAUCAAAAGCCGCAUGGCUCAUUGCUCGGAAUAACAUGACCUGAGUCAUGGUCGUGUCGUGCUGCCUUUCAGUUAUGGGAAGCACAAGCGUUGGCUUCUUUUCUUUGUGCUUGUCAUCAGUCGAUGGCUGUAACCCGUAUUCCUUUGUUUACGUGGCUGCAGCGCACAUCUGGCACACUUUCUCUAUUGGUGUUUGUCAUCAUUGCCUUUGUAUAAACAUGAUUUAUUCUCUCUCUGUUGAUGUCGUUUGCUUACCACUGCUGGUAGCAAGGCGAUGUCUGAAAAAGGAGAGAAGGAAGAGGGAGGUGAGUCUACUGUUUCACUUUUGCCGGUUCAGGUGCGCCUUUGACUGACGUCAGUACCGUGUGGAUUACUGGCGGUCUGUUCCCAACCUUUUUGAGUCAUCAUUGAUUUACGUUUUAUCAGAGUUUAUUUAUAGAUCGGACGGAGAAACUCGAAUUCGCUCGGAUGGUGAAGAAUGUGUGGUGGGUGGGCACUGGUGGCUAGAUUCAGGAUUACUCACACUACUUUUUUACUUGUUUCUGGAUGUAAUUGCAGUCGUAUACAUCCAUGUUGGGCGUAAAUGCGGUCAGGCACAUUCGGGAUAGAGCUAAUGUGAGUGCUCCCACAGAAGAUUAUCGACUUUGGCAAUUGGUCUGAAAAAAUUCUACAGCUCAGCAGUUUUAGUGAAGCCAGCCAAAUGUCCCUGGGGCUUUGGCCGAAUUGGGCAAGCUUACGGGCAAUAAGGUCUUGAUGGUCCUAAUUGGCAGUUUUUGGGGGACAUGCCAGCGGCAGAGGAGACGGGUGUCCUUGUUUACCGUGGCGGAAGGGCCUACGGGUAUCGGCAGUUUUUUGUCAAACAUUCCUUUCCCAAUGAUAUUGGAGACAGCGAGGGGGCGGGUCUUUGCACAAGGACCGUAGUUGACGUCCAUCGUCCGUGUUUUUCUUGUGGGACCUUUACGGAGGUUUUCGCUGCGAUGCUCGCCAGCUA
Molecule: messenger RNA, 3427 nt
Organism: Chara braunii
Lineage: Eukaryota; Viridiplantae; Streptophyta; Charophyceae; Charales; Characeae
Source: the annotation of a GenBank genome assembly